AGGGAAUGGCAGGGCCUCCGGUGAAAUUACAACCCCGAGUCCUCCUUCCACCCACCACCUCCUCCUAGUCUGGCCCGACAAAGGUGUGCUGUGCUGGAGGGAAGCCCUUUCAUUAGCCUGCUUCGCUUCAAGACCUCUCUAUUGCUGAAAUGAUUUUGUGGUCCUCACUUUGUAGCUCCCUUUUUCCCCUGAGAGAGGCUUGACUGAGGAAUAGCUGAGUAAGGGAAAGGUGGUGGGUGUGUGCAUGCUUAGCCGUGGGGGGAGAGGCCACUUUUGAACGGCCAGGGAGGGAAGACAGACCGAGAACAAUCAGAGGAGACGCAUGCUUCCCUCCUCCUCCUUCUCCUCCUCCUUCUCCUCUCUGGAACAGAUCCUGCUGUGUUGAAUAUUUCUCAAGUUCUACACUGGAAUAAACCCCUAACGGACCAGUUCCUGAGUCUUUUGGAUUUCUUUUUGUUCACUUCUGCUAAAAGGAACAAACCUGAGUUUGAAGGAGAAAAGAAAUCCCGGUGAAUCUUUGCUUUGCUUUCUUGCUUCCCUCCAUCUUUGGCACUCUUGCUUUUCCGUGCUUUCCAAGGAGUUUGGGAGUUCUGGAUCCUGUUUGAGUAAGGAAACAUGGAGACGGACUGGGGGUCUGGGGGGGCUGAGGAUCUCUAUCAUGGAUCUGGCUAUUCGUCUCAGAUGCCCUUCAACUACAACCAGCUAGAGGGGCGUUUCAAACAGCUGCAAGAUGAGCGUGAGGCGGUGCAGAAGAAGACCUUCACAAAAUGGGUCAACUCACACCUGGCACGGGUCUCCUGCCGCAUUACAGACCUGUACAUGGACCUACGGGAUGGACGCAUGCUCAUCAAGCUCCUGGAGGUGCUCUCUGGAGAGAAGCUGCCCAAACCCACGAAGGGCCGAAUGAGAAUCCACUGUCUGGAGAACGUGGAUAAAGCCCUGCAGUUCCUCAAGGAGCAACGCGUCCACCUGGAGAACAUGGGCUCCCAUGACAUCGUUGAUGGCAACCAUCGCCUCACGCUCGGCCUCAUCUGGACAAUCAUUCUCCGCUUCCAGAUCCAAGACAUCAGCGUUGUAACAGAAGACAAUAAAGAGAAGCGCUCAGCUAAAGACGCUCUGCUUCUGUGGUGUCAGAUGAAGACGGCAGGCUAUCCAAAUGUCAACAUCCACAACUUCACCACCAGCUGGCGCGACGGAAUGGCGUUCAACGCCCUCAUUCACAAACACAGGCCGGAUCUUAUUGAUUUUGACAAGCUGAAGAAGUCCAACGCUCACUACAACCUGCAGAAUGCCUUCAACUUGGCUGAGCAGCACCUGGGCCUCACUAAACUGCUGGACCCUGAGGAUAUCAGUGUGGACCAUCCUGAUGAGAAGUCAGUCAUCACCUACGUCGUCACAUACUACCACUAUUUCUCCAAGAUGAAGGCUCUGAAGGUGGAGGGCAAACGUAUUGGAAAAGUGCUCGAUAACGCCAUUGAAACAGAGAAGAUGAUUGAGAAAUACGAAUCUCUUGCAUCAGACCUUCUGGAGUGGAUCGAGCAGACCAUCAUCAUCCUGAACAACCGCAAGUUUGCUAAUUCUCUGGUAGGAGUCCAGCAGCAGCUCCAGGCCUUCAACACGUACCGCACUGUAGAGAAGCCUCCCAAGUUCACAGAGAAAGGUAACCUGGAAGUCCUUCUGUUCACGAUUCAGAGCAAAAUGAGAGCCAACAACCAGAAAGUCUACAUGCCCAGAGAGGGCAAGCUUAUCUCAGACAUCAACAAGGCCUGGGAGCGUCUGGAGAAGGCGGAGCAUGAGCGUGAGCUGGCCCUGAGGAACGAGCUGAUUCGUCAGGAGAAGCUGGAGCAGCUGGCACGCCGCUUCGACCGCAAGGCGGCCAUGAGAGAAACCUGGCUCAGCGAGAACCAGCGGCUGGUGUCACAGGACAACUUCGGCUUCGACCUCCAGGCAGUGGAGGCGGCCACCAAGAAGCACGAAGCCAUCGAGACGGACAUCGCAGCCUACGAGGAACGUGUGCAAGCUGUGGUGGCUGUGGCUAAAGAGCUGGAAGCGGAGAACUACCACGACAUCAAGCGCAUUGCGGCACGUAAGGACAACGUGCUGCGGCUCUGGGACUAUCUACUGGAGCUGCUGAAGGCACGCAGGCAGAGGCUGGAGAUGAACCUGGGCGUGCAGCGUGUCUUCCAGGAGAUGCUCUACAUCAUGGACUGGAUGGAUGAGAUGAAGAUGCUACUGCUGUCUCAGGACUACGGGAAGCACUUGCUGGGAGUGGAAGAUCUGCUGCAGAAACACGCUCUGGUGGAGGCUGAUAUCGCCAUCCAGGCCGACCGCGUGCGGGCCGUCAAUUCCACCGCCCAGAAAUUCGCUGUUGAUGAUGAAGGUUACAAGCCGUGUGAUCCGCAGGUGAUCCGUGAUCGGGUGGCUCACCUGGAGUUCUGCUACCAGGAGUUGACGCAGUUGGCGGCUGAGCGACGUGCACGUCUGGAGGAGUCUCGCCGUCUCUGGAAGUUCUUCUGGGAGAUGGCUGAGGAGGAGGGCUGGAUCCGUGAGAAGGAGCAGAUCCUGUCAUCAGACGACGUUGGCAAGGACCUGACAGGUGCUGUGCGUUUGCUGAGUAAGCACCGGGCGCUUGAGGACGAGAUGAGUGGCCGAGCCGGGCACUUGCAGCACACGUUGCGUGAGGGUCAGGCCAUGGCUGACGCCGGACACUUUGGAGAGGCCAAGAUCCGCGAGCGCGUGGCUGAUGUGCAGGCUCAGUGGGCGGCGCUGGAGCAACUCGCUGCAGUCCGGAAGGCACGUCUAGAGGAGGCCUGCAGCUUGCACCAGUUCCAGGCUGAUGCCGAUGACGUGGAUGCCUGGAUGCUGGACGCGCUGCGCAUCGUUUCAAGUGACGAUGUCGGCCAUGACGAGUUCUCCACGCAGGCACUGGUUAAGAAGCACAAGGAUGCAGCAGCCGAGGUGGCCAGCUACCGACCCGUGAUCGACUCACUCCACGAGCAGGCUCAGGCACUGCCCGAUGAGCUGGCCCAUUCAGUCGACGUCAGCGGACGCCUGGCGGGCAUCGAGGAGCGCUAUAAGGAGUUGACAGAGCUCACCCGGCUGAGGAAACAGGCUCUGCAGGAUGCACUGGCUCUCUAUAAGAUGUUCAGUGAGGCUGACGCCUGCGAGGUGUGGAUCGACGAGAAGGAGCAGUGGCUCAACAGCAUGGAGAUUCCAGAGAAACUGGAGGACCUGGAAGUUAUUCAGCACAGGUUCGAGAGUCUGGAGCCUGAGAUGAAUAACCAGGCGUCCCGCGUCGCUGUGGUCAAUCAGAUCGCCCGGCAGCUGAUUCACAGUGGACACCCCAGCGAGAAGGACAUCAAGGCUCAGCAGGACAAACUGAACACCAGGUGGAGCCAGUUCAGAGACUUGGUGGACCAGAAGAAGGAGUCCCUGAACUCGGCACUGGGUGUCCAGAACUAUCACCUGGACUGCAACGAGACCAAGUCGUGGAUCCGCGAGAAGACCAAAGUGAUCGAGUCCACUCAGGACCUGGGUAACGACCUGACAGGAGUCAUGGCACUGCAGCGCAAGCUGACGGGGAUGGAGCGCGACUUGGCCGCCAUCGAGGCCAAGCUGGGUGACCUGCGUGGAGAGGCAGAGCGUCUGGCAGCUGAGCAUCCUGAACAAGCCAAGGCUAUCACGGACAGGUUGGCGGAGAUCGGCACCGUCUGGGAGGAGCUGAAGGACACACUGCAAAACCGGGAGGCCUCUCUGGGUGAAGCCAGCAAGCUGCAGCAGUUCCUCCGCCAGCUGGAUGACUUCCAGUCGUGGCUGUCUCGCACACAGACGGCCAUCGCUUCUGAGGACAUGCCCAACACCCUGGCCGAGGCUGAGAAGCUUCUCGCCCAACACGAAGGCAUCAAGCACGAGAUUGACAACUAUGAAGAGGACUACCAGAAGAUGCGGGACAUGGGCGAGAUGGUGACCCAGGGCCAGACGGACGCCCAGCACAUGUUCCUAAGGCAGCGGUUGCAGGCGCUGGACACCGGUUGGAAUGAGCUGCAUAAGAUGUGGGAGAACCGUCAGAACCUCCUGUCUCAGUCUCACGCCUACCAACUGUUCCUCAGAGACACUAAGCAGGCCGAGACCUUCCUCAACAAUCAGGAAUAUGUGUUGGCCCACACUGAGAUGCCCACCACUCUAGAAGGAGCAGAAGCUGCUAUUAAGAAGCAGGAGGACUUCAUGACCACAAUGGACGCCAACGAGGAGAAGAUCAACGGCGUGGUGGAAGCCGGACGCAGACUGGCCAGUGACGGAAACAUCAACGCUGAGAAGAUUCAGGAGAGAGCAACUUCCAUUGAUGACAGACAUAAGAAGAACCGUGAGGCGGCUGUGGAGCUCCUGAUGAGACUUAAAGACAACAGAGACCUACAGAAGUUCCUGCAGGACUGCCAGGAGCUGUCUCUGUGGAUAAACGAGAAGAUGCUGACGGCGCAGGACAUGUCGUACGACGAGGCCAGAAACCUGCACAGCAAGUGGCUCAAGCACCAAGCCUUCAUGGCUGAGCUCCAGUCCAACAAAGAGUGGCUGGAUAAGAUUGAGAAGGAAGGGAUGCAGCUGGUAUCAGAGAAGCCUGAGACGGAGGCCGUGGUGAAGGAGAAGCUGGCGGUGCUGCAGACGCAGUGGCAGGAGCUGGAGUCCACCACGCAGACCAAAGCGCAGUGCCUGUUCGACGCCAACAAGGCCGAGCUGUUCACGCAGAGCUGCGCCGAUCUCGACAAGUGGCUGGCGAGUCUGGAGGGUCAGAUCCAAUCAGACGACUACGGCAAAGAUCUAACCAGCGUCAACAUCCUGCUGAAGAAACAACAGAUGCUGGAGAACCAGGUGGAGGUGCGUAAGAGGGAGGUAGAGGAACUCCAGUCUCAGGCUCACGUGCUGCGGCAGGAGGGCAAGGACACGGACGAGGUGGAUGGGCGGCGUGAGGUGGUGGAGAAGAAGUUCCAGGAGCUGCUCGAUCCUCUUCAGAAGAGGAAGAACUUCCUCACGGCUUCCAGGGAGAUCCACCAGUUCAACCGUGACGUCGAGGACGAAAUCCUCUGGGUUGAAGAGAGAAUGCCUCUCGCUACUUCAACAGACCAUGGCCACAACUUACAAACUGUUCAGAUGCUAAUCAAGAAGAACCAGACCCUGCAGAAGGAGAUCCAGGGCCACCAGCCACGCUGUGAUGACAUCUUCGAGCGCAGCCAGAGCAUCGUGACUGUGGACAGCCCGAGUGUGGAGGCCAUCAGAGCACGUCUUGCUGAGCUACAGGACCUCUGGAACCUCCUCAUCCAGGAAACAGCGAAGAGGCACGAGCGGCUAGAGGAGGCCCAUCAGGCACAGCAGUACUACUUUGACGCGGCCGAGGCGGAGGCCUGGAUGAGCGAGCAGGAGCUUUACAUGAUGUCAGAGGAGAAAGCUAAGGAUGAACAGAGCUCUGUGGCCAUGCUGAAGAAACACCAGAUCCUAGAGCAGGCGGUGGAGGACUACGCCGAGACCGUUCAUCAGCUCUCCAAGACCAGCCGCGGUCUAGUGGCUGACAAUCACCCUGAGAGUGAGAGAAUAGGCAUGCGGCAGUCGCAGGUGGAUAAGCUGUACGCAGGACUGAAGGACCUUUCAGAGGAGAGGAGAGGAAAACUGGACGAGAGGUUCCGCCUCUUCCAGCUGAACCGCGAGGUGGACGAUCUGGAGCAGUGGAUUGCUGAGAGAGAAGUGGUGGCAGGAUCUCACGAGCUGGGCCAGGACUACGAGCACGUCACUAUGCUGCAGGAGCGUUUCCGUGAGUUCGCCCGCGACACCGGCAACAUUGGUCAGGAACGUGUGGACGGUGUAAACCGGAUGGCCGAUGAGCUCAUCAACGCCGGGCAUGCUGACGCUGCAACCGUUGCCGAGUGGAAGGACGGGCUUAACGAGGCCUGGGCGGAUCUUCUGGAGCUGAUCGACACUCGCACGCAGAUCCUGGCGGCUUCCUACGAGCUGCAUAAGUUCUACCACGACGUCAAAGAGAUCCUGAGCCGCAUCCUGGACAAGCACAAGAAGCUUCCGGAAGAGCUCGGGCGAGACCAGAACACAGUGGAGGCACUCCAGAGGAUGCACACCACCUUUGAACACGACAUACAAGCACUGGGGACACAGGUCAGGCAGUUGCAGGAAGACGCGACACGUUUGCAGUCGGCGUAUGCCGGCGAUAAGGCUGACGAUAUCCAGCGGAGGGAGAGUGAAGUCCUGGACGCAUGGCGGAACCUUCUGGAAGCGUGUGAAGGGCGGAGGGCGCGUCUGCUCGACACCGGAGACAAGUUCCGCUUCUUCAACAUGGUGCGUGACCUCAUGCUCUGGAUGGAGGACGUCAUCCGCCUCAUCGAGGCCCAGGAGAAACCCAGGGACGUGUCCUCUGUGGAGCUGCUCAUGAACAACCACCAGGGCAUCAAGGCCGAGAUCGACGCACGUAACGACAGCUUCACCGCCUGCAUCGAGCUGGGCAAGUCUCUGCUGGCACGCAAACACUACGCAUCAGAGGAGAUUAAAGAAAAGUUGCUACAGUUGACGGACAAGAGGAAAGAAAUGAUUGACAAAUGGGAGGACAGAUGGGAGUGGCUAAGACUGAUUUUGGAAGUGCACCAGUUUUCGCGGGACGCUGGGGUAGCCGAGGCGUGGUUGCUGGGUCAGGAGCCGUACCUGUCCAGUAAGGAGGUGGGUCAGAGUGUGGACGAGGUGGAGAAGUUGAUCAAGAGGCACGAGGCAUUCGAGAAGUCAGCCGCUACCUGGGAGGAACGCUUCUCUGCUCUGGAGAGGCUGACUACGCUGGAGUUACUGGAAGUGAGAAGAAGGCAAGAAGAAGAGGAAAGAAGAAGAAAACCUCCGACGCCAGAGCCGGAGCAGGAGAUCGAGCCACAGCAGAGAGAAGGAGAGCAGAUCGCUCAGAACGGACUGCCGUCAGACCAGGAAUCCCCACGGGACGGAGUGGACGGAGAAAUCGUGAACGGCGUGCCUGAGAGGAGCUCUAAGGAGCCGAGUCCCGUCCCGUCCCCGAGCUCAGGCAGACGCGCUAAGGGCAGCCAAUCGUCCACCCUGCCGGCCAAAAGUCAGGAGUCUCCCUCCGCCCAGCUGGAGGGCUUCCUUCACCGCAAGCAUGAGUUUGAGGGCCACAACAAGAAGGCAUCCAACAGGUCCUGGCAUAACGUGUACUGCGUUAUCAACAACCAAGAGAUGGGCUUCUACAAAGACAACAAGAACGCCGGGCAGGGCAUCCCAUACCACAACGAGAUCCCCGUCAGCCUGAAGGACGCCGUCUGCGAGGUGGCCGUCGACUACAAGAAGAAGAAGCACGUCUUCAAACUGAGAGUGACAAACGGAAACGAGUAUCUCUUCCAAGCCAAAGAUGAUGAGGAGAUGAACACAUGGAUGCAGGCUAUUCAGAAUGCAGUCAGUGGCUCCUCCCCUUCAGACAAGUCUGACGUUACGCCUAGCAACCAGAGCACUCCUGCCUCCAGCCGCGCCCACACACUACCGGCAACUGUCACCUUGACGACUGAGUCGAGCCCGGGCAAGCGGGAGAAGGACAAGGAGAAAGACAAAGAGAAGCGUUUCAGUCUCUUCAGCAAGAAGAAGCAGUAGAGGCCAGUUCCCCUAGCAGCAGAGACAUCCCGUUCCUUGCUUUCAUCAAAUUUGUCUUUUUAUCUCUUCUUUACUUUCUCUCUUACCUUCUCUCUCUCUCUGUCUCUGUUUCUCUCUCUCUCUCUCUCUCUCUCUCUCUCAUUCCUAUCUGUUCACCUCAUGUGAUAUUCCAGCAUGCAAGCCGAAGAGCGAAUACGCCACACUCUGUGCCUGAAGUCCCUCUGAUCGGGUUCCAAAGUUACAUAGAAAAAAAAAUUAUGAUUAAAAAAAAAUUCUCAAAAAAAAAAGGAAAGAUUUUUAGCUUGGGUGUGUCAUGGGUCAGGUUUGGAAAUUCCGAGGAUCAGAUGUGUCUUUUUACUUCGUUCUGUUUCUAUUGUCUUUCAAUUUUAAAGCUAUGAUUUUAAUUAUUGAUUAUGAAUAUCACUCUUUUACGUAACCGUGACGUUCAGAUGGGUUGGUUAUUUAAAAAAAAAAAAAACGCUUUCCUCAAUUUUGUGAGGCUGUCUCAGAGGGAUGCGCGCGUUCUUUCUGUUCUUUCCUGUCGGGGAGCAAGACGGUGACGCUUGACGAAAUCGAUUCCACUGUGCGAUUCCAGUCUGAACCUGAAUCUGACAUUUCCAUAUGAAGGAUCCUUCGCUAAAAUUCCAUUCGCUUCUAUAGUUGCCAUGUUGGCCAAACCUGCCUUUUAACAAUUCCAGGCUGUAAAGCCGUAGAACUCCACGCUAAUAUGAAGGUCGAUUAACAUUUGCUUGUCGUGUGUCCUUUAUUAAAACCACAUAUUUUUUUUGACCUGUAAGAAUGUUAUAUGCUAUAUGAAAAAAGUACUCCUUUUAUUUUUUAUUUUUACAUUUUCCUUCCUUUCUUUAUUUUGUUUUUUUUUUUCACUUCUGUUGAGUUGCAUCAUAAUAUAUGUUUCAAAUAAUUCUAGUACAGAGUAUUGAAAAACUAGCUGUAUUAUAAACACUCUAUAGCAUCGAUGUUAAGUGGAAAGUGGAGCUCGAGCAUUUACUGGAAUAAAAACGGUAAAGUUACUCAAAAAAAAAUGGUCGCUUGCUUGUUGGCUAUAUGAUUUUCUUUUUUUGGCUACAUUAUACCGCUAUUUGAUACAUAGUGUGCAUUUCUCUGUCACUGUAUGUAAUGUAAUGAAGAAACAAAAAAGAAAAUCAUCUACUGCACAAUCAGAAAUAGCAUAAUAGGAAUGAAAUCCUUUUGCAGCAUCAGGGCUGGUGAGGGCGUAUAGUAACCUCAUUAUAGUCCGACUGUAUGAAACUGCACCUGUAGACCUUUUACCCCUCUCUGUUAAAUAUGUGCGAUGUCAUUAAAAUGCUUUUAAACAUUACCACA
Pangasianodon hypophthalmus (striped catfish) is the source of this 8979-nucleotide messenger RNA. It is a transcript of the gene sptbn1, whose product is annotated as spectrin, beta, non-erythrocytic 1. Gene Ontology annotation, biological process: protein localization to plasma membrane; actin cytoskeleton organization. Lineage: Eukaryota; Metazoa; Chordata; Actinopteri; Siluriformes; Pangasiidae. Bases 616 to 7635 code for a protein of 2339 amino acids. The record is from RefSeq and is a predicted model, not a curated record. Gene Ontology annotation, cellular component: cell junction; spectrin; cell projection. Gene Ontology annotation, molecular function: structural constituent of cytoskeleton; phospholipid binding; actin filament binding. The transcript has 35 exons.